AACUUGGCCUGGAGAGUGAGCGAGCGCGCGCACGCGUCUGUGUGUGAGCGAGUGUGUGUGUGUAUAUAUGUAUGUUGCAUAUUGGCAGCGGGGUAAGUGGAGGCUGGGUGGCUCCGACUCUCUGACGCCAGUGAGACCAGAUCAAUCCAGGCGCAGCAGCAGAGCGAGCGCACGGCUGCUUGGCGGCGGCGGCGCUGGAAGCGGGAGCGGCAAAGGAGGAGAGAAGGGGGGCGGCAAAGGCAAAAAACCCCAAAAGCAGAGCGGGACUUCGCUCAUCGGCCCAGCGGCGGCGGCGGGUGGCUCGUUUGCACGCUCUUUUCCCGUCUCCCUCCUCCUGCUCGCCCCACCGAGAGCCGGUGCCUGACUUACAUUUGGAAUCCCAAAGGCUAAAGAAAGAACAUCUGACAAGCUGGAAUGUUAGUUUCAACUUUCCAAGAUCUCUGGGUUAGGAAGAUUAAAGGAAUCAUAUAAAUUUGUCCAAGACUGUUGUAGGGCAGCCCUUGAAGGAUUUGCUGUUCUCAAGCGUUUGAUCACUCACCAUGAACGUGACGAGCUUGUUCUCCUUCACAAGCCCAGCUGUUAAAAGACUGCUAGGAUGGAAGCAAGGGGACGAAGAGGAAAAAUGGGCUGAGAAAGCUGUUGAUGCCCUAGUAAAAAAACUGAAGAAGAAAAAGGGAGCAAUGGAAGAGUUGGAGAAGGCAUUGAGUUGCCCAGGUCAGCCCAGCAACUGUGUCACAAUUCCCCGUUCGCUGGAUGGCAGACUCCAGGUGUCCCAUCGGAAAGGGCUGCCCCAUGUAAUUUAUUGCCGUGUGUGGCGCUGGCCCGAUCUGCAGAGCCAUCAUGAACUUAAACCACUGGAAUGCUGUGAGUUUCCCUUUGGUUCAAAGCAGAAGGAAGUUUGCAUCAAUCCCUAUCACUAUAAGCGAGUGGAAAGUCCUGUUCUUCCUCCAGUGCUUGUUCCGAGACACAGUGAAUACAACCCACAGCACAGUCUCCUGGCUCAAUUCCGCGUGCCACAAAAUGAGCCACACAUGCCACACAAUGCUACUUUCCCAGACUCUUUCCAACAGCCCAAUAGCCAUCCGUUUCCUCACUCGCCCAACAGCAGCUACCCAAACUCCCCAGGAAGCAGCAGUGGCACCUAUCCUCACUCACCUGCCAGCUCGGACCCAGGAAGUCCUUUCCAGAUGCCAGCUGAUACUCCCCCUCCUGCUUACCUGCCUCCAGAAGAUCAGAUGACACAGGAUGGUUCACAGCCAAUGGACACCAAUAUGAUGGCACCUUCAAUUCCACCAGAAAUAAGCAGAGGAGAUGUUCAGGCAGUUGCUUAUGAAGAGCCAAAACACUGGUGCUCUAUUGUCUACUAUGAGCUCAACAAUCGUGUUGGAGAGGCAUUUCAUGCCUCUUCAACAAGUGUGUUGGUCGAUGGCUUCACUGAUCCUUCAAACAACAAGAACAGAUUUUGCCUAGGGCUGCUCUCCAAUGUUAACCGGAAUUCCACCAUUGAGAACACCAGGCGGCAUAUUGGCAAAGGAGUUCACCUGUAUUAUGUUGGUGGUGAAGUCUAUGCAGAGUGCCUUAGUGACAGUAGUAUAUUUGUGCAAAGUCGAAAUUGCAAUUACCACCAUGGCUUCCACCCAACUACAGUCUGCAAAAUUCCAAGUGGCUGCAGUUUGAAAAUUUUCAACAACCAAGAGUUUGCUCAACUUCUGGCUCAGUCGGUGAACCAUGGCUUUGAAACUGUGUACGAACUCACCAAGAUGUGCACUAUCCGUAUGAGCUUUGUAAAGGGUUGGGGAGCAGAGUAUCACCGGCAAGAUGUCACAAGCACACCGUGCUGGAUUGAGAUUCACUUACAUGGUCCCCUUCAGUGGCUGGAUAAAGUUCUUACGCAGAUGGGCUCUCCUCAUAACCCAAUCUCUUCUGUGUCUUAAAAGGAUUCUGAGCAGCUACACUUAAGAAACUAUUGAGCCUUGCAUGUACUUGAAGGAUGUAUGAGUCAGACACAUGUACAAAACUGGCAGCAGCCUUUAUUAUACUUGACCUCUGUGACCAACUGUUAGAUCAGGAAAAGCCGCUACUAAGUUGUUGGUAUCAAGACUUUUUAGUUUACAUAGUAGUAAUCUUUAUACAGGGCAGCGUGUAAUAGCUAGGGAUGACCCAAGUCUGCGUAAUCUGGACGCUGUUCUCAAGCAAUCUUAUCUAGAACACUAAGAUCCCCUUGUGCUGAAUAUCCAUUGUGUUUUGCGUUCUGGGAAGAGUACCAAAAAAGAAGAAGGCUACUCUCCUUUUUAACAAGCUUCUCACAAUAUUCGAAAGCUAAUGGUUCUUGGUAAUAGUUGCUAUCCUCAGAAAAAUUAAGGCUUCUGUGUAAUCUUCUGAAACUGUGUACUGACCAUACCGCUGCAAGAAUUUUUAGGUAUGCUCUUUGCUAAAUGUAUGUACAGUGUAUCUGGAAGUUAGAGAUGGACUAGCCUAAAGAAAUAUAGUUGCGGGAGGCGGGUGGGAAGGGAAGCUGACAUGGACAGGUAGAAUUAUACUGUAAACAUAGCUUGUUAAACAAGUCCAAGUCUUGCUGUGUGCAUUUCAUUUUUAUAGAGGCUUCAUCUUACUAACUGAUAUAUUUCUGCCCAAGCACAGCUUCAUGGAGCAAGGCUGGGUCAAUAAACGCUUUUGUCAUGUACUGCAAGGUCUGUAUAUUUCAAGACAAACUAUACAGCCUUUUAAAGAUUGGACAGUUUUAUGCAGUUCACAUAACAGAAGUAGCUGUUUUCGUUUUGUAAGAGGUUUGUGUUUUGCCAACUUAGCAGAUGUUAGCACAUGUUGGGAGGACUUAAACAACCUAUUCAAGUGUUUCAGACUUAAAGGUUAAUUUUUUACCAUUUAAAUUGUUUUCUUUCUGCUAAUGUUUUUAUAUUCAUUCAAGCUGUAGUACUUUUCCAGUAUUUUUUUAUUCCAAAACUUAGUGGUUCAUCUCUACUGAAGUUCAAAUAAACGUAUUGCUUACUUUGAUUAAAACACACUCUUUGUGCAUUUUUCUCCCUUAUCAAACUACAAAACAUGAAGUAGCUGUGAUAUAAAUGAAUAUCAGUUGCUGAGAAGUUUCUUGGGAAAGGAGAUAUGCAAUGGAACUGAUAUGCAAGCUGUCAGCAUGGAAGCACAAGCAAUACUUAAAGCUCCCUUUUUAUGCCUUCUUUUAAAAAAAGGUAGCUACUUUGUCUAAUCUUAUUGCCAAAUUUAUUGGUAAAGUUCUUUAAAACUUUGCUGGUGCUUUUAACUGCCUUAUUUUACCACAUUGCAUGUUUUUGCCUUCCUUUUAGCUGCUUGAAAAACACAAGCUUAGCGCAUAGCUGCCAAGUUUUCCCUUUUCUCACGAGGAAGCCUAUUCAGCAUAAGGGAAAAUCCCUGUAAAAAAGGGAUAACUUGGCAGCUAUGGCUUAGCGGUCUUGGUGUGAGGGAUGUACCAUGGUUCUAUGCUCACUGCUUUAAAAAGAAAUAUACCUAGCAGCAAGAUGAGUGUAUGCUAAUAAUGAAGGGAAGUGCACACGAUAUCCAUCUUCACAUGAUUAGUUUCUUAAGGAUAGAAGAAUCACCCUUAACUCAAAUUGGCCUAAUAGCGCCAUCAGGUUCAUUGGUGGAAGGGCGGAAAUAGCUCCAAAAACACAUAAUAAACUGCUAGUCCCUGUUGCCUCUUAUUUUUUUACCAUCACUGCUCACCACAUUGAUGCUUUCAUCAAGCAGCUACCUCAUCAAUGCAUAUGGGAAGGUCCAUUGUCCAAUGUGAGUCAUUAGAACCUGCAAUCUAAGAAGAUGACAGGAAGCAACCUCUCCUUUGAUGAAAAUUUCUGGGAUGUUGUUCUUAUUUGGUGUAGGUAAAGUGGCCCAAACAGCCCCUGAGAAAUUGCCAAAUUGGAGGAAGACAUGAAAUAGAAGUUAAGAACUGUUUUUUCAUAUCUGACAGCAUGAGUGUUACACAACCCACAGUAAGAGCAGAAAAAAAGUUAACAUUGUGAAUAGAUUAUUUUUUAAUCAAAUAAACAGGCAUUUCUGCUUUGUGCUGACAAGCUGAAAUAGGAUAUUUGAUCAAGAGCAGCAACUCAACAGCUCAGCUUGUCAGCUGCUACAGAAUUUGAACUGCAUCAAAGUAAGUGGACCUGAAUGUGGUUUUAAAAGGGUGAUAGCUUUUUAACCGUAUACAGCUGAAUAUGUAUUAUUGGCAGUAAAGACUGUAGUUCCUUUUAACUUCUCUGGAACAAACAAUAAAGAAACUGGUAAGUAUUGAAUUUAUGCUGCAUGGUAACUGAUCACACUUUUUGAACAUGAUCAGUUAUCUGCCCUCUUCAGGACAGCCUUCAGAGAAAGCACUCUUAUCACAAAUAUAAUUGCUUGUUAAAGUGUCGGUAUGCAUUUCACUUCAGUAUACAUGAGUCAUAAGAUGAGGUUUCCCACCCUUACUGGAACGUGCAGUCUGCAAAGCAAUUUGCCUUGGUUUUUAAAAUGCUUAAAAUCUCAGUUUUCCCUUUAGCUUUAAAUAAUAAUAAUUGCAAGUCUUCUUUGGUUGAAAAUAAAAUCUUUCUGCCCACUAGCCAGAAGACAAAUAUAAAGAGCUCUGAGGGGUUUUUAUAUUACUUUAGAGCUAAUUUGGCUGGGAUCCACAUUGCACAUAGUAAUGUGCCUGCUCCUCCCAAGACUGCUUGGUAUGCAACUCCUAUUAAAGGGUGUCUCCUUGGCUCAGGAAGUUUUUAUAUCAUUGACAACUUAGGACAGCAUGUGCUAAUAAGAUGUAUGCUAUGCAGGCACUUCUCCAAUUCUGCUUCAUAGAGGCUCAGCAAAAGAAGCAAGAGUGGAAGUGAUUUUAGAAAUGCACAUGAAUUUGAGGUGUGCCAUGUUUAGUGGCCUAGUGUCAGUAAGUGGAACCCACCAGUUGACAAGAACAUGUCUCAAAAAUGGUUGACUUCCUGCUGGUACAGAGAAUGCAAACACCAUUCUGACAGCAUCUGGAAAAGAAGAUGGCUGCAAACCAGGCUUUUGUUUACUUGGAAAGUUAAUCUUUUACAUUUGAACUGCAGAGAUUGGGACCUACAGUUGUGAAUAUAGCGUACUCCAGGAUUCUCCUGAAAUUUGGCAGCUGUAAUGCAUGCAAAAGAUGCAAAGCCUUAAAAGAGCUCAAGAGCUCAGUGGAGACAAAAAUGAUGUGAUAAAAUGGACAUAGGAAUCCCUAUGAAUUCACACCACGUUGAUCCCCCAGCAUCUCCAGGCAGAGCUGGAAAUGUCUGCAUCUAAAACUCAGUCAUCCAGAGCCACGGCCAGUCAAGCUUGACAAUUCUGAGCUAGGUAGCCCAACGGCCUGAACUGGUGUGUGUGAUUCUGUAUCUGCAGCCCAAUCCCAGGCAUAUUAACUAUAGAGCUCACUGAGUUCAGCAAGACUUGAGUGUGUAUAAGAUUGCUGCCUAUCUGAGAGUAAUUCUACUAAACUAAACUAAACUAAACUUCUGAAUGCAUAGGAUUGGGCAGCUAGAACUAUGUAUGGGUGUGUGAGUCAAUUUGGUUUGUUAGAUUUGUAUUAUCCUAUUAAAAUGGAUGGGCAGUUACUAUACCACCCUCAUGUGAUACAAAAAGGCUAACUUCUAAAGAAAAACUGCAUUGAAUAUAACAUAUAGGACAGCAAGUGAUAUUAAUAUAAGUAUAGGCUGUGUACUCCUAGUGGGGAGUAGAGCCCCUGAGAAUUCAGGGCAACUUACUUCUAUGCAAUUAUGCAUAGGACUGGGCUUGUAAAGCCAAGUUGGCCAAACACUGAUCUGUUUAGAGCUGUGGUUAGCCUCAAAGUGAUCUGUCUGGAGGCUAACCACAACCCCAAACAGUUUGAUGAGACUUAGAAUGAGGUGGAGCAGCAGCAAAUUGCUUCCUUCAUACUUCUCAGCACUUUGAUCACCUCUCCCUGUCCCUAGCCAGUCCAUGGCUACUGCAGUGAAAAUCAGGGAAGCGUGUAUGUGUGUGACAAUGGGGAUCAGUUGGCCAAUGCACUGUUUCUAAAUGUGCUGGUUGAUGCAGCCAGUGCUGGCUCCAGGUUUUGUGGGGUGCUCGUGCAUGAUGUCCACAGUGUGUUCCUUCUAGGGACCUGCUUCCUUGCCCCAGUCCCCACUGCCAGUUGCCCUCUCCCUUUGGGCCCAUUACUGCUUAGAAGCAUAGCUGCCAAGUUUUCCCUUUUCUCGCGAGGAAGCCUAUUCAGCAUAAGGGAAUUUCCCUUUAAAAAAGGGAGAACUUGGCAGCUAUGCUUAGAAGGAGAGGACAAGACAAGUGAAGCCUGUUGCUCAUUUUCCUUGCUCUCAUCACCCUUCCUGUUGCUCCCCACCACUCCUUAGAAAGAUUAGGGGAUCAGUUAAAAGGAAGUGAAACUUGAAAGUCAAUUAAAAUCACUUUAGGAUGCCUGGAGUUCAUUUAAAACCACAAUAAUAGAACCUGAAAGAAAAUGAAUACUAAUGAUUAGGAAAGUGACAUGUAACCCAAUGUGGUUAAUAAUAAGAUUUAAAGGAGCUGUAAAAGAUUGGAGGUUGCCCACCCCUCAGGUAGAUGCACAGGCCCUUAUUCUGAUCUAGCAGGGCUCUCUAUUUUCUUACACCUUUAGGGAAAUUGUGGUUGCUUUCACCAGGAUUGAAAUCAGUGCAAAUUUACUCAUUAUUCUAAACUGUGGUGAUGAGAUCUAGAAUUUAGGACAGUUCCAUAUUAUUUUGUAAGUGGGAUUCAACUCUGCCAUUAAAGUGGAUCUGGAGCUCUUGCACAGCAAACCUGCUUCCAAUUAAAAUAAAAUAGAAUUUUCAGGGUUAAGGAAAAUGUGGACUAAAUUGGUUGAUGUGAAAUCAUAGAACUUCCUGGCAGAUCGGAAUGCUCAAUAAACUGCUGGCAUCAUAUAACCUCCUUGCAAGCAAAUCAGACUGAACACUUAAUACACAAGUGAUGUGGAAGAAACUUUAGUUGCCUUCCCAUAAUUGUUAAUCCUUUUCUUCAUGCCACUGUUUACCUUCUGUGUUCUAAGACUUGGAUUGCAAAGCUCUGUAAUAAUAGGGAGACACCAACUGCCCAUCCAUGGUUUUUGAACCUCAACCUCAUUUAGGUGUUGGCACCAGACACACAGAGAUAAUAACAGGAGCUAGUUUAUAACCUCCCCUUCCUAAUUCACAAUCUUUCUUCUUUGGCAAUCACUCGUAGUCUAGUAAGAUUGUCUUCCAUAAACACGGUCAAUGAGUCCGUAAGUGACUGUGGAGGCCAAUUCUGGAUCUGCAUGUCCUUCCACAGUGGGGACAUUGGUUUCCAGGCGGGAAUUGACCAUGGUGUGGAUUGGCCAAGCGUGCCUUCCUCUUAGCACGUUUCUCCCUUGCAUCCUGAGAUCGAGUGUCUUCAAAGCCCAUGACACCUUUGGUGU
Messenger RNA from Zootoca vivipara (common lizard), 7420 nucleotides. RefSeq names its product SMAD family member 1 (gene SMAD1). The record is from RefSeq and is a predicted model, not a curated record. Lineage: Eukaryota; Metazoa; Chordata; Lepidosauria; Squamata; Lacertidae. Gene Ontology annotation, molecular function: DNA-binding transcription factor activity, RNA polymerase II-specific; RNA polymerase II cis-regulatory region sequence-specific DNA binding; I-SMAD binding. Gene Ontology annotation, biological process: SMAD protein signal transduction; transforming growth factor beta receptor signaling pathway; regulation of transcription by RNA polymerase II. Gene Ontology annotation, cellular component: heteromeric SMAD protein complex.